Molecule: messenger RNA, 1465 nt
Organism: Aspergillus vadensis CBS 113365
Lineage: Eukaryota; Fungi; Ascomycota; Eurotiomycetes; Eurotiales; Aspergillaceae
Exons: 4
Coding region: 1-1302 (433 amino acids)
Source: RefSeq, a predicted model, not a curated record
AUGCACAGCCCAACCCAUCCACCUCCUUCACCUCAACACCCAACCCAACCCCCAACCAUGGACUCCAUCAUCAUCAAAAUCCCAGGAUCAUAUCCCCGUGACCACCGCUCAAGCCCCCCGAUCGUGAAUAAACUCAUCACUAGUAGCGGCACCCAACCAUCCACAGAAUUCACUCCGCAGGUCACAACAGCCCUGCUCUCAAAGUAUGAUGUUCGGGUGCCGCGCGAAACUGCGCGUAGCAUAUUUAACCAGCAGUCGGAUACAGCCAUUAUGGGUUUUGAAUGUAUGAAUGGGAUUGUCGGGGGUAUUUGGAACGUUAUCUGUUCUGUUGUGUGCGCUUUGUGUUCUGGGUUCUGGGACAGUGUGAAUCACGAAACAGCCGCCAAAAUGAUCAAACCUAUACUCCUGUUGCUUGCAGCUUACGAAGCAGGGCAGAUGUACUCGAUCACUACUGAUGGUGACGUUCUGAAUGGGGAGAUCACGGUGCGCGCUUGGGGUCAUGAAUAUGAGUUUGCUCGGACGUUGAGGCGAUAUGAUGAUUUGAUGAAGAUCGUGUGGCAAAGGCAAUGGGUAGGGUUGCUUACCUACAUUAUGGCCACGGCUGUUCUAACCGAAUGCAUCUGCAACAUUCUACAUCUUGGAAGCUGCUACGGGUUGGCGGUUAUGAUGGCGUGUAUUCUAGCUGUUCUGUUUGCGGCAGCGGAGGAUUACGUUGGUUGUUCGGUUAUAUCUACAUCUACAUCUACAUCUACCUCUGUGAAAGAGGGUCGUGAGGUGACGCUUCGGGAUUUGAUGAUCGGUGCAUUGAAGAAGAGUGGUAUUCGCUAUGCUAAAGUUUGGAGUAUGCCGACUUUGCAGAAGCAUAAUACUAGUGACACGGAAGUGCUUGAAAAGUACCUUAUCAAGGGAUUGAAGGCACCCACCACCGGAACCGUCCACGAUGUAUACGUGACACAUUAUAAACAUGGGAUGGUUGUCGAGCGAUUUACCCCCGAAGAAGAUACUGCAUCCCCCGCCAGUCCUGCUGACUCUCCCGACAAUAAUCACGACGGAUACAAAGUCUCCUACGGCCUUCGGUACUUGGCGGAGGUGAAUCCGCAAGAUCAGCAAGCCAUAGCAAAGGGCAUUGGUAGAUCAUGGACCUGCUUGGAUCAGACCAGCACCAUGAUCUUGACCGAGUGUGAUAUCUCUGACGAGCACGCGGACUUUUACUUCGACUUUGAUGCACGGAGUGAUGACGACGAAGACGACGAAGAGGAUGGGGACAUUGAGAUCGCCGGCUCGUUGAAUGGUUUCCUAUAACUAAAACCUUGUGUCCUGUCAGGCUGUGUUGGUAUUCCUGUUCACUCAUGUUCUUAACUAGGAGCAUAUCUUACACUUACCUCCCUCUUCCCUAUCCCCUUCUCAAGCUCAUCCCACCCCAGCACAAAAGCAAUAAAUAAACAGCAAAUGGGUAUCACAACAC